Ornithodoros turicata is the source of this 595-nucleotide messenger RNA. RefSeq lists its product as uncharacterized. The record is from RefSeq and is a predicted model, not a curated record. Lineage: Eukaryota; Metazoa; Arthropoda; Arachnida; Ixodida; Argasidae. Bases 47 to 514 code for a protein of 155 amino acids. The transcript is spliced from 6 exons.
UGGAGACACUUCGCAGGGUCCGGCGCCGACUGCACAACCCUUCAAAAUGUAUGGCAAAGAAUGGCUGCGUGCACUGUGCUCUGCGGCUCUUUUUGUGUCUGUGAUUACAGUAAAGAAUCCCUGCGGGGAGCUCCCAGACGAACCCACAAUGCUCUCUGUGAUCAAACCUGUUGCCCAUGCGAUCUACAACUGCGUGGAAAACGUAUUCCUUAAAUACCAAAUACGAUCCAAAUUGGCCAUUUUGGCAGUAUCGGGCAUGUGCGAGUUUCAUGACAAAUGCUUCAAGAAUGCACCUGGAAAAGUGACGCAGGAACAACGAAGUGCAAACGUUGAUUGCAUCGUAGAAAGGCUUCUGGAAGUGUUGCCGUACGAUGAGCUGGAGUCCGAGCACGAUCCAAAAAUUGUUGUCACGCACGCAUUGCAUUGCCUGCUGGAUCGUCUUGACAUGCCGAUGGAGAACAAACGCAAGGCGAACGCUGCUUUCCAUUGGAUACUAGCAAUCGUUCGGCUGUAACUCUCAUCUAGCUGCAGGGGGCCGUGCAACAUCUGCUUCGCACAGCGACAUCUCAUAGUGGUGAUAGUAAAGCGAAGUAAU